CAUCUCUGUGUGUGUGUUUGUUGAGACAUUCCUUCGUUCUCUGUCCUACAUUAAAGCAUGCCACACUUCCUAACUGGGUUUCAGUCACUCAGCCUCCCACUUCACACUUCUCUUCUCUGAAGCUAACUCAGACACCGCCACCAUGUCAAAGAAGAUGGUCAUUCAGCAGCCCAAUCACUUUGUUCAGGCCGUCACAUCAAACCAAUGGAGCUCCGAAAUCUGUGACUGCACCCAGGAUAUGUCUUCGUGUUGCUUUGCAUUCUGGUGCUUCCCCUGUUUUGCCUGUAUAACAGCAAAAGAGGCUGGGGAGUGUCUGUGUCUGCCUCUGCUAGACGGUUACAGCCUCAUCCCCCCAGCCACCAUGUCCAUGAGGGUGGGCAUGCGCAAGCGCUACGGCAUCGAGGGCACCAUGUGUAAUGACUGUGUCUAUUCCUUCUUCUGCCUGCCCUGCACCUGGUGUCAAAUGUCACGAGAGAUGAAGACCCGCCUCCAACCCAUCACUCUCAUCAAUGCACACACAAGAUAAGGAAAGAUCUCACUCGUUCUCAUACUCCUCUUCAUCAUCACUGUCGCGUAGAGUAGGUCAGAAGGCAAACUGAAAAACCUCACCUCUAUCAAAUAAAAGGAUGGUGGACCAGCAAAAGUACUUCUGUGCAAGGGUGUUUAUUUACAUAAUGAAUCUGGAAGAAAAACAACAGUACUGCCAUCAAAAGUAUAAGACAGCUUUUUAAAAAAAUAAAAAAAUAAAAAAAAGAGGAGGAAAAAAUUCUAAUUAAUUUAUAAAAAAUAUAUUGGUGCCCCAUCAACAGCUCAAUCCAACAUGCCCCCCUCCCCUUUAAACUGAAAGGGAGGCAGGUUUUGUAGGGGAAGCCCAUCCCAUCAGAAACUACCAAACAAAUUAAUUAAGCAAUUACCAUCAUCAAAGCCUACAUUUUCCCACUCAGCUAAACAUCACGAAUUAUAUACAUUGCACAUUUGCAAUCUGUUUCUCAUGAUACAAUAUAACACAUUUACAAAAUCCCAUUACUACUGACAUGGUGUCUUCCAACAUGUCCAUUCACAUGCACGAGCCAUUCGGAACAGGCACUACAAAGCCAGUCCUAUUGCCAUAGCUCUGGUCCUUAUCCCAACAUACCCGGAAGCUACAGAGACGGAGAGAGGAAUAGAAGCAAACAAACAGAGCGCUCAUUCAUAACAUUGAUAAGUACAAUAAACGUUGCUUAACAUGAA
Molecule: messenger RNA, 1230 nt
Organism: Oncorhynchus kisutch (coho salmon)
Lineage: Eukaryota; Metazoa; Chordata; Actinopteri; Salmoniformes; Salmonidae
Product: cornifelin homolog B
Exons: 4
Coding region: 143-526 (127 amino acids)
Source: RefSeq, a predicted model, not a curated record